AUGGAGGUACCGUCGUCUCCGGCGAAGGCCCACGAGCCAUCCGAUACCUCCAAGGUCGAGCCGGGGAAAGAAACUCACAGGUCAAAAAACCGGAGAAGGAGUAGGAAAGGAUCCCAGAAUACCGCCGCACACCUUCCCUCCCCGAUUUUAACACCAAGCGAUCCGCCACCGAGGCAAACCCCCGAGACCAUCGUUCCCAGGGAGCGGGCGGUGUCGAGUCCGACUACUGGUGUACCGACACCGGACCCGUCUGGCGAGAGCCAGAGCGAUGGCGACCAAUUUCGAUUGCCUACUCCGCCCGCAAACGCCGCACCGCUUCAGACACUUGGUACAGAUCUUGACAAUGUCACGAAAACCCGAAGCAGGUCUAACACCAAAACGAGCAACCCCGACGGGGUCAGGCGACUCUCGGCAUCCAAAAUGCAAGAACUGACCGCCGCACCGGACUCUCUGCCCGUCGCCGCCAUCUCAAAACGCAUAGUUGGGGACCUCCCGCUGACCGCUGGCAUCGUCGAAGCAAGCCGCCGGCUAUCAAAGGCAACGGAGGACCACUCGGCCCACGUCGCUCAGGCCGAGUUCCUACGAUCCGAGCAACGGGAGAACGGGAGGUUAGCGCAAGGAAGGCCGAUGAUAAAUGGACGCACACUUUCUACGCCACCAAUGGGUAGACGGAAGACAACGAGCCAACCCCUAAGUCAGCCUCCGGCUCAGCAAUCCUCGCGUCGCAAUUCCUUCCAACCAGCCCCGCGGCCGACUGCUCUAGAACUCGACAGCCGAAAUACCCACGCGCCGCCCACCGAUAGAGCCACCCUGCCGCCGAGGGACAGCAAGGUCGACCCGGUCCCUCCAUCCCCGAUCGCGCCCACAAUUCCCCUCCCGCCCAUGUCCAUACCGACGUUACUGCAGCUCGAAUUAGCCGCCCAGCGACCGAGUCCCCUCUACAUCCAUCACUCGUACGCGAGUGACAUGCCAUACGAAUCCAGUGCCAUCAAAUUCGAACGCCUCAAGAACUUCUUGCUUCUUCCGUGGUAUCUCGAGAGGGCUAUGGCGUUUGGUGUUGCUGCUUGCUUCGACGCCUGGCUUUGGACCUUCACCGUGCUGCCCAUGCGAUUCUGCAUCGCGGCGUCUGUGUUGGUCCGUUGGUGGGCGUAUGUCAUCGGGAAAGAGUUACGGUGGAUGGUGGAUUUCGUUUGGUACGGACUGGGGCGCAUGUGGCAGCGAGGGCGCCGGGGGCGCGCCUCAUCAAGCACAACCGGUCAAGAAAACCGUGCGGAGGAAUCGAGGAGCAGAAGCAGAGCCCGAGACGGUCUAGAUGGCACAGCGCAUGCUUCAGGGGUUGCCGGCGGUAGAGCCGAGUCCGCUUCUCGGCGCCCAGGCAGCCGGCACGUUUCUGGGCCCGGCAUGGCUGGCCCGCCGAAGAAGCCGAGUAGCAGACCGUCAGGAUUGUUCCGUCACCGUCGAACGAAGUCGAGCCCCUCGAACCUUACAUCGUACCACAAAGCCGACCUCCUCCAGGGCGCCAUCCUCAUCUGCAGCUCCAUAGCUCUGAUGAAUCUUGAUGCCAGCCGAAUGUACCAUUUCAUCCGGGCCCAGUCGGCCAUCAAGUUAUACGCCAUUUACAACCUCCUCGAGGUCGGCGACAGGCUUCUUUCUGCCCUCGGCCAGGACAUCUUCGAGUGCCUCUUUAGUACCGAGACCCUCUCCCGAAACAGCUCGGGUCGCUCCAAGGUGAUGCUGCCACUCGGCAUGUUCUUGCUGGCGCUCCUGUACAACGUCCUGCAUUCCGUUAUUCUAUUUUACCAAGUCAUUGCGCUCAACGUGGCCGUCAACUCGUACUCUAAUGCUCUCCUAACGCUACUGCUGUCGAACCAGUUCGUCGAGAUCAAAAGCGCCGUGUUCAAGCGGUUCGAGAAGGAGAAUACCUUCCAACUCUCUUGCGCCGACAUCGUCGAGCGUUUUCAGUUAUGGGUCAUGCUUAUUAUCAUCGGCAUGCGCAAUGUCGUCGAGGUUGGCGGGCUGUCUGUGCCAGGCGCCGGGAGUGAGGACAGCGGGCCGAGCAGCAUCCCCCUGCACACGUCAUCCAUCCUACCAGCCAGCUUCACCAUCCUUCCGUCAUGGUUAUGGUCGGGCGAGGUGCUCUCUCCGUUCAUCGUGGUUAUCGGGAGCGAGAUGGUGGUUGACUGGAUCAAGCAUGCCUACAUCAACAAGUUUAACAAUAUCAAACCGACCUUUUACGCGCGGAUCCUCGACAUCCUGUGCAAGGACUACUACACCAACGCCUUUGUCACUCCCUCCCUAACCCGUCGUCUCGGCCUCCCUCUUCUCCCGCUCUCAACCCUCUUCAUCCGCGCCUCGGUGCAAAUCUACAACAUGUUCCUCGCCACGCACCUGCCCACCCCGCUCCCGCCCACCACCCAAACCUCCCUCUCGGUCGAUAACGCGACACCCUCCCCCGCCAUGCAAGCGGCACUCAGCCGCAUCGACCACCUCAUCCGCAACGCGCUAGGCCGCUCCGUCUUCGGCUACCCCUACGCCGCUGACCAAUCCGACGGCAAAGGCACGGGCGACAUGCCGGGGAGCGGAAACCCCGCGGCGCCAGUGAGCAACAUACUCCUACGAUGGCUGCCGCCCGUUAGCAGCGACGACGCCAUCGCGGCGCUGACCAUGGUGGUGGUGUUUUUGCUGAUCUUCCUCGUCCUGCUCGUCGUCAAACUGCUGCUGGGGAUGGUGCUGCUGCGAUACGCGCGCGACCGCUACGCAAGCAUGAAGGCCAAGGAGCAGGCCGUGGCGGCGGGCGUGGCGGAGCGCGAGUCGUUUGACGCGCGCGGCCGGAGGGUCGGCGGGUAUGGGCAGGUGGAGGUCGGGGAGGACAGGCGGCGGUGGAUCUUUGGGGAGGAUGUGGAGGGGUUGAGGAAGACGAGGGAGAGGGAGAGGAAGGCGGAGGGGAAUGUCGAGAGGGAUAAGGAAAAGGAUUUUGGGAGGGUUAUGAGGUAUGAAAUGGUGGCGAAACGCAUUUGGUAG
This is a messenger RNA of Chaetomium globosum CBS 148.51, 3021 nucleotides long. RefSeq lists its product as uncharacterized. Gene Ontology annotation, biological process: maintenance of protein localization in endoplasmic reticulum. Gene Ontology annotation, cellular component: endoplasmic reticulum membrane. Bases 1 to 3021 code for a protein of 1006 amino acids. NCBI's taxonomy places the organism in Eukaryota, Fungi, Ascomycota, Sordariomycetes, Sordariales, Chaetomiaceae. The record is from RefSeq and is a predicted model, not a curated record. The transcript has 2 exons.